Messenger RNA from Prunus armeniaca (apricot), 1266 nucleotides. The record is from the annotation of a GenBank genome assembly. NCBI's taxonomy places the organism in Eukaryota, Viridiplantae, Streptophyta, Magnoliopsida, Rosales, Rosaceae.
AUGGCAAAUGAAGCUAUAGUGGAGGAGGAUGAUGCCAAGGAUGACGCAACUGAUGAGGUUGGAGCAGAUGCUGAGGAGCUAGCAGUUGGGGUUGCCGAGCAAAUGGCGGCAGGUGAGCAGAGUGAGGCCGUGGUUUGUGCAGCUGAGGAGGAAGUUCGCCAAGGGUCACAUGCCGAAAUAGCUCUCAUGGGAGUUGCCCGUUUGGCUUAUAUCCGGAGAUAUGCCGAUAGCUCCUUACUUCCGAAGGUAGUGGGCAUUCCAUUGUCUCGGUACUUCCUCCCCCUCUACGGUGCAAAGGGUAUAACUUCCUCUACCCCCAGAUCGGCUGAUCACGUAUGGGCCUUCCCAGUUAAGAUGCCAGCUGCUACUAGUAAGCUACAACUCGAACAAUGGUCUUCUCUUGUUCCUCUUCAAGAAGAUCAAGGCAGUCCAGUACAAUCUUGUUGGAUGCCUCGCUUGGCCAUUGCCUUGCAGAUAUCUUGGAGUUUACAGGUUCUGUCUAAUGCUAUACUUUACACAAAGUCAAUAGCAACGAUCAUCAUGUUCUUCUUGGCUAGGGAUUGGCUAGGUAUUGGUCACAUCUUUGAACAUAUCUGUGGAGUCUUGGUGCAUGGUGAGCUAAAAGUAGUCCAUGUUGAGAGCCUUUUGGGCAAGCAAUCUGCCUCUAGUGUGAUUCCCACUUUUGCCAUCGUGUAUUAUGUAGAGCACUUCGAGUGUUUGCGAGUACUUGAUGCAAGUGAGAUGAGGACCAGAGUAUCAUCUGCGAACAAGUUUGUUGUCCUUCAUGUAGUACCUCGCAACUUUUUGCUUGAUUGUUUUGGCCUCAGAUUUGUCAUUCGGCAAGUUCGUGUUCACCAGGCAAUCAAUGAUGGGAUCUUGCCAGCUAGGAUCCUCGUCAAUUUGCAUAAAGUCCGGCUGCUCUACCUUUUCAAUGCUUGGUUGGUCAAGAUAGCCAACUUCUUGAUUGAUAGCUCCUUUGCCAAGUGCAAGCCAGUGAGCAAUGGCUCGUACUCUGCCUUGUUGUUCGAGGUUAGGAAGUCAAGCGUGAUAGCUUGCUCUAGCAAGGUUCCGUCUGGGGUGAUUAUGACGAUGCCUGCUCCAACUUCCUUUUCGUUCAACGCUCUGUCUAUGUGCAACUACCUCAUUUCUCUAGUUAGGUCAAGUUCGACAGAGGAGUUCAUGUCUGCUCUCGAACUUUCUUUGUUCCUAUUGACCAACUUUUCUUCUCACCAGGAACUGGCUUUAAGAGUAGGGGAGGAGAAGUGA